Messenger RNA from Rotaria sp. Silwood1, 459 nucleotides. The record is from the annotation of a GenBank genome assembly. Lineage: Eukaryota; Metazoa; Rotifera; Eurotatoria; Philodinida; Philodinidae.
AUGUUCGUAUUAAUUAAUUCUAAUGCAAAUAAUAUCAAAGUAUUGAGAUUAAUGUUAAUAUUAAUGUCUAAAGCAUUAACAUUAGUAUUAAUAAAUGCUAAUGCUGAUCCUAAUACGAUACUCCAAGAAUGGAAAACAGCAUCAGGUGGUCACGAUAGCAGUUGGUUAUAUGCAAUUGAUUUCUUGGAACGAAAAUCAUUAGAAUUUAAUGAUCUAUACAUAUACCGAGUACGUUAUUCAAUACCGACACGACGACAACCCAUACCAAGACAAACAGUUUCGAUUUAUUUUACAAUUGAUGUUUCAAAAGUAAAACCUAAAAAUACAACAGUACAAGUUUCAUUUGUAUUUGAAACAAUGAGAGUUGUUUAUCAUCCGGGAGAAUUUCGUUUUCGUCAAAAUUGGUUACAAGAUAUUAUUUUAUUAAAAGAAAAACUGAUCAAGGAUAUUGAGUUUUAA